UGAUGGGGAAACUGACAUUCAUCGGUCUAGGGCUUGGUGACCCGAAGGACAUCACUCUGAAAGGGUUGGAAGCUCUGCGUGAGGCCGACUAUGUUUACCUCGAGAGUUACACUAGCAUUCUGGUUGGCCAGAAACCUGAUGACUUGAGAGAAGCGUACGGUAUUGAAGUUCCAUUCAUAGAGGCGGACCGACAUCUAGUGGAAGGGGGUUGUGAGGAAAUGCUGGGAAGGGCUACAGAAAACAACGUAUGCUUCUGUGUCGUUGGAGAUGCCCUGUGCGCCACUACACAUACUGAUCUCUUCCUGCGGGCCCGAGCUAAGGGCAUCGAGGUAUCGGUCGUCCAUAAUGCCAGUAUCAUGAACGCCAUUGCAUGUUGUGGUCUACAUCUUUACCGCUUCGGGGAGACAGUAUCGAUAUGCUUCUGGGAUGAUUCGUGGAAGCCCGACAGCUACUUUGACAAAAUAGCAGACAACGCCAAACGCGGGUUGCACACCUUGUGUUUGCUUGAUAUCAAGGUCAAGGAGCAGAGUGUUGUCAAUCUCAUGAAAGGCAACGAGAUCUAUGAGCCUCCUAGGUUUAUGUCAGUGCAGACAGCCCUAGAGCAGUUGAUGGAAAUUGAUGAGGAUCGAGGCAGUCCCGGAAUCGUCGGGAAGGACUCCCUUGUUGUGGGUGUGGCACGUGUUGAUUGCCAAAACCAAUCUAUCGUAUUCGGCCGAGCGGAAGAUGUUGCUUCGGAUAAGGCUUCGGAGAAGCUCGGUGGUCCUCUGCACUCACUCGUCGUCUGUGCACAGGGCAUGGAAGGGCUCCAGGAGAUGGAGGAGGAGUUUGUUGAGCAAUACCGUAUAUAGUCAUCAACGUGAUGAAUGUACUGAACCGUUCCUUGUG
This is a messenger RNA of Perkinsus marinus ATCC 50983, 885 nucleotides long. RefSeq lists its product as hypothetical. The record is from RefSeq and is a predicted model, not a curated record. Bases 3 to 848 code for a protein of 281 amino acids. Gene Ontology annotation, biological process: protein histidyl modification to diphthamide. Lineage: Eukaryota; Perkinsozoa; Perkinsida; Perkinsidae. The transcript has 9 exons. Gene Ontology annotation, molecular function: diphthine synthase activity.